AUGAAAACAACGCUGAGAGCUGUGAUUGGAAAACAAACAAUGGAAGAUGAGAGUUUUCGAACUAUAAUAUAUGAAAUAGGAAGGUCUUGUGCCCGAAAGACACAAAUAUUGUUACAACAACAACCACCUUGGAUACUUCAAGCUGAGGAUAUCCAUAAGGAACUCGAAUUGACUCGAAUGUACGCAGAGAAGAUUUACUGCGGAACUGGGCAAUCGACAUAA
Molecule: messenger RNA, 222 nt
Organism: Dracunculus medinensis (Guinea worm)
Lineage: Eukaryota; Metazoa; Nematoda; Chromadorea; Rhabditida; Dracunculidae
Source: the annotation of a GenBank genome assembly